This is a messenger RNA of Poecilia latipinna (sailfin molly), 1905 nucleotides long. RefSeq lists its product as uncharacterized. Bases 94 to 1104 code for a protein of 336 amino acids. The transcript has 4 exons. The record is from RefSeq and is a predicted model, not a curated record. Gene Ontology annotation, biological process: response to bacterium. Lineage: Eukaryota; Metazoa; Chordata; Actinopteri; Cyprinodontiformes; Poeciliidae.
GCUUUGUUGUCUAUAUGAUGUUCUUGUUCUUGGGGACAAUGGGUGAGUCUAUGUACAAGUUCCACAUUUCGGUGCGUUGUACCAAGUUGUCGUAUGUUUAUCAUGUCGGGGUUUUAUUUUUUUACCACAGCUGGGACAAAGACACAAUACAGCUUAUCUGUUCGCCAAGACAAACAUUUCGUGUUUGCUAAAGUGGGAGACAACUUGACUCUGCAAUGCUUCUACGAAAACGUCGUGGACGCACGGUUCUACUGGUACAGGCAAAAUCUGGGGCAGAAGCCAAGGCUGGUCUCCACCUAUUACAAGUACGACAAGAACGCCACUUUCCAUGAUGAAUUCAGAGACAGUCCACGCUUUGAGCUGGAGACCACUAAAGGCAAAAAUCACUUGAAGAUAAGAGAUCUGAGGAUUUCAGACUCUGCACUUUACUUCUGUGCAAGCAGCUACCUAUACAGGCUGGAUUUUGCUGAAGGCACAAUGGUGUAUGUAGAACAAACAGGUUCCAAGCUGAAAACUUCAGUUUAUCAGUCAGCAUUGGAGACCAUCCAGCCCGGAGGCUCUGUGACCCUGAACUGUACGGUACAAACUGGGACCUGCAGCAGAGAGCACAGCGUUUACUGGUUUAAAAACUCUGAAGUGUCUGAACCAGGACUCAUUCACAGCCAAGGGGGUGAGAACAAGCGGUGCAACAACAAAACCAGCGCAGGGACACACAGCUGUGUGUACAAGCUGCCAAUUAGCAAACUGGACGCCUCUCAUGCUGGCACCUACUACUGUGCGGUUGCCUCGUGUGGACACAUUCUGUUCGGAAAAGGAACAAAGUUGGACUUAAAAGAUACCAACAACUUAGAGACUUAUUUAUGGGCCGGAGCCUUUUCUUUCACCUCCCUCCUGAGUGCUUUACUGGCUGUCUUACUGUGUGUGAUACAUAAGAAAAAGAGCUUCAAACGUUCAAAGUCUGUAAAAGGGCCAUCCCAUAAGCCAGAUGUGAAGGAUGCUUACAAUGCACAAAAAGCAUAUUACGCUGCUUUUCUUGUGCUGCACAACAGACCACGAAGGAGAAAGGAUCCUAUCUGGAGUGAAUGUGUGUACUUCAGGGUUUAGUAGUAGAAUGGAAAAAAAUAUAUAUAUUACAGCCAAGUGCAUUUCAACACGCGUGUUUAAUAUAACUUGUUUUUAUUAAUUCACUGUUGUUCAGUUAGAUCCAAAAGGACUUAUCAGAUGAGUUAAUGUCUUUGUGUUUAUUCUUGUAUCCUGUUCCUUUUUGGAUUUUGUUUUCUUAGAUUCGUAUUGUUGGUGUUUUUCCCCAUGUGUUGCUUUUUCCUUUCAGAGUUCUCCAGUGUUUUCCAGGCACAAAGUGCCAUUUUAUAGCAUUGAAAAUGGGCCUCUGUCUCUUUAAAAACUGCUGUUCUUUCCAAAACUCUGCCUUCACAACGUUGCUCCCCUAUUAACCCUUUAACAGCUUUGCACUGAGAAGUAACAACAUUAUAACAUGCUUUUAUGCUCAGAUACAUCCAGUCGCCAAUGAGCUUCACUGGUUUUCUGAACUCAACAUGAUAACAGUCUUGGUCGAAUGAAAAUUGUUAUAAAACAUUUUUUUUUUAUCAUUUCAGUAAAUGUGCUUAUAAUUCUAUGAAUUUUGAGUCUAUCAAUUUUUGCUUUUGUUAUUUUUUUUAAUCAACAUUAAGCUUGAAUGUGUCUGUUGGUUACAUAAACAUUGCAAAAUAGCAAUAGUUGACUUUUAUGUUUAUGAAUAAUUUCUGUAGCUUUGUUAUCAUUUUUUAAGAUGCCAUGAGCUUUUAUCUGCUUUUCUUCUACAUUAAAGUUUAACAGUAUCAAAUGUGUUGUGACUAUUUCAAAAAUUUCUGCCACCAACUGAAUGUCUGUGACUCUGGUCAGUGAAGC